UUUCCCAAUAUAAAUAAGGUCACCGCCAAAACUGUUCCCCUUCAUUUUGGCGGCAAAAUUACAAUCUAGGGAUUUGGGAUUAGGGCUCUCUCUUAGUUACUCUACAGUCUCAUAAACCUCUCUUUCUCCAAUUCUAGGGUUAAUUUCUUCUUCAUACUCAUGGCUUAAUAGCUGAGGUUGAUGAUUUAGGGUUUCAAUGGAGGCGACUACUCCUCCGUCCGAUUCUCCAUCUAUAAAACCCAUAAACAAGUCAGUGGUCCACAGAAUCUGCGCCGGCCAAGUGAUCCUCGACCUCUCGGCCGCCGUCAAAGAAUUGGUCGAGAACAGCCUCGACGCCGGCGCCACCACCAUCGAGAUCGCGCUCAAAGACUACGGCAAAGAGUGGUUCCAGGUCAUCGAUAACGGCUGCGGCAUUUCGCCCAACAACUUCAAGGUCCUUGCCCUCAAGCACCACACUUCCAAACUCGCCGGGUUCCCUGACCUCCAGUCUCUGACGACGUUCGGCUUCCGCGGCGAGGCCUUGAGCUCUCUGUGUGCUUUGGGGAAUUUAACGGUGGAAACCAGGACAAAAUACGAGCAGGUCGCCACGCACUUGACUUUUGACCAUUCCGGUGUGUUGGUAACGGAAAAGAAGACGGCGCGGCAGGUCGGCACCACCGUAACGGUCAAGAAUCUGUUUGUGAAUUUACCGGUGAGGUGCAAGGAGUUCAGUCGCAACAUUCGGAAGGAGUAUGGGAAGCUGGUUUCUCUAUUGAAUGCCUAUGCUCUUAUUGCGAAAGGGGUUCGGUUAGUCUGCACGAAUGCCAUAGGUAGAAAUGCAAAGUCUGUGGUGCUUAAAACGCAAGGAAGUGGUUCACUUAAGGAUAAUAUUGUGACAUUGUUUGGGAUGAGCACUUUCAGUUGUUUAGAGCCUGUGAGUAUAUCUGUAUCUGAUAGUUGCAAGGUUGAUGGUUUCCUUUCCAAGUCGGGACAAGGUAGUGGUCGGAACAUGGGAGAUAGGCAGUUCUUUUUCGUGAAUGGUCGACCUGUGGAUAUGCCUAAAAUUACAAAGCUUGUGAAUGAGUUGUAUAGAGGGGCAAACUCCCAGCAGCAUCCUAUUGCCAUAUUGAAUUUCACUGUUCCGACAAGAGCGUGUGAUGUCAAUGUUACUCCUGAUAAAAGGAAAGUGUUCUUUUCUGAUGAGAGCUCCAUACUUGUUGCCUUAAGGGAGGGUCUGCAGCAGAUAUAUUCCACUAGUAAUGCUCGUUACUCUGUUAAUAAAGUGGAGGAGCCUGCCAAAGAAGCAGGCAGGUCUCAGUUGUGUUCACCUCAUCAAAGGUCUCAUAAACAAUUAGCUAGGGAUGAUGAUGAUGAUGAUGUUCCUGAAGAAGUUCGUCCGGCUGAUAAAGCUGAGGAGGCUACAAAAGAAGGAGGCAGGUCUGAAUUGUGUUUUCCUGGUCAGAGGUCUCAUAUGUUUCUGAGACAAUCCUCUAUAGAUUCUGUACCUAAAGAAGUUAGUCCUGAGGAUCACACUCCAGAAGGCGAUGCUCCUCUGAAAGCUGCGGAAACUGAUUCUGAAACUAAUCAUGAUGAGGAAGGGUUUAGCCAUGAAAAUUCAAUGGGGAAGGAUUUUGCUUUAAGAGUACACAGCAUUAAGAAGGUCCAUGGAACUAGUCAAUUGACAAAGAAUCUCAGUAGUAUGAAAGCUGAUCGAAUUGCAGCAAAUGGAGAUUCAUGUAGUCAUUCAAGCUCUGUUCAAGCAUCAAUUAACCAGUUUGUAACUGUAACUAAAAGAAAACAUGAUAGUAUUAGCACAGUCCUGUCUGAAAUGCCUGUCCUAAGGAACCAAAGUCUUCAUUGUCAAUCCAAGAAUGAUUCACUUAAUGGUGUUUCAAAACCCCCACUUAGUCAUCAGCAGAUCAAUGAUUCUACUGAAGUUGAUAAUUCUGCUGAAGCUGGUGAGAAUGAGCCAUCCAAAUAUUUUAGAGUAGAUAGGAUCCUCAACAAAAUUAGAGUUCCAGUUUCUCCUGGAGGCAAGAUUGAGGGUGAAGGACAUGGAGAAGGUUUACAAGCUCAACAGAAAGCAGUGCCUGUUGCUGAUAUGGCACCAACUGCUUCACCCAGCAGGGAUAUAAGUCUGUCUGAAGAUCUGCCAGCUGCAUCACCUUCUUCUUGUAUAUUGUCGAAUACUCCAAAGCCUUCUUCUGGUCUUAUGAUGUGUUCGACCUUGAGAUUUAGUUUCCAGGACCUAAAGACAAGGAGGCAGCAAAUAUAUUCUAGAUUGCAAUCAAGCAUACCUGGAGUAAAAGCACAAAGGUGCUAUACUGCUGCAACAUUGGAGCUUUCUCAACCAGAAAAUGAGGAGCGGAAAGCAAGGGCCUUAGCUGCAGCUACCACGGAGUUGGAAAGACUUUUCAGAAAAGAAGAUUUUGGUAGAAUGAAGGUGAUUGGGCAAUUCAAUCUUGGCUUCAUUAUUGGGAAAUUAGAUCAAGAUUUAUUUAUCGUAGAUCAGCAUGCAGCUGAUGAGAAGUACAAUUUUGAGCGCCUGUCACAAUCUACCAUCUUAAACCAACAGCCUUUGCUUAGGCCAUUGAGGUUGGAGUUAUCUCCUGAAGAAGAAGUUGUUGCUUCAAUGCACAUGGACGUAAUCAGGAAAAAUGGAUUUUCUUUGGAAGAGGAUCUACAUGCUCCGCCUGGUCACCAUUUUAAAUUGAAAGCUGUUCCCUUCAGUAAAAACAUAACUUUUGGAGUUGAAGAUGUGAAGGAUUUGAUAUCCACUCUUGCUGAUAGUCAUGGGGAAUGCUCAAUCAUCGGUAGUUACAAGAUGGACACUGUUGACUCCGUUUGCCCUUCUAGAGUUCGCGCGAUGCUGGCAUCACGUGCAUGCAGAUCAUCUGUUAUGAUUGGAGAUGCCCUCGGAAGAAAUGAGAUGCGGAAGAUUCUUGAGCAUCUGGCAGGUCUGAAGUCUCCUUGGAAUUGCCCUCAUGGCAGGCCAACCAUGCGACAUUUGAUUGAUUUGAAAACCAUACACAGGUCUGAAGAAAACGAUGAUGCAGAGUCUUGAUGGAUCUUCCCAAACCUUUCGAGACGUGAUGGUUACGCCUAACUUAUUACGCAUCGACCUCGCAAGUUUUAUAUAACAGUCCCCCUUCCAAGUCUGGCACUCGUGUACAUAUAAUAUCUGGGGGUUGGGCAGGUCCUCUGUAAAUGUUUUAACCCUGUACCUUGGUACGAUGUGAGGGUUGGAAUUUGUAUGGUCUGCGCAUUCAAUUUUGAUGCUGGAGACUAUCAACUCUUCUGGCAUUUUUGCAUUGGGCAGUCCCCCAUUUCGUUAUGCUUUGAAUAUGCAUAUACUCGGCUUUUAUCCCA
Molecule: messenger RNA, 3348 nt
Organism: Rosa rugosa (rugosa rose)
Lineage: Eukaryota; Viridiplantae; Streptophyta; Magnoliopsida; Rosales; Rosaceae
Product: DNA mismatch repair protein PMS1
Exons: 10
Coding region: 197-3043 (948 amino acids)
Biological process (GO): mismatch repair
Cellular component (GO): MutLalpha complex
Molecular function (GO): ATP-dependent DNA damage sensor activity; mismatched DNA binding; ATP binding
Source: RefSeq, a predicted model, not a curated record